AUGCAAAAGGAAAAAGAUAAAAAUGAAGGUUAGUUGUUAUCAUUUCUAAAUAAAUUUUUUCGCCUUAUUUUUUGUAAACACAUUUGUUGUGAGUCGUUAGUGAAAUAAAAAAAAUCAAAUCGGGGCGUGGCCUAAGUUGCAACCGCCGCACACUUUUUUGUAACAUAAAUAUUAGGGCUAAUUCUCAUUGGAGCGAUUUAUCCUUUUCAAAACAUAUUUCGAAUUUGAUCUCACUUUCAAAAAUUUUCCAAGUUCAGAGGGCGUGGCUUAAUUCAAACUUUUAAAUAAAACUACUUUCUCGGCAAGUUCUCAUUAGAGCAAAUUCGCCACCUUCUAAUUUAUUUUCUUUCUCUAGAUAUGUUUUGUUUCAAAAAGUCAAUCACGAAAACAAACUAAUAAUUAUUAUUUUAUCCACCCGCAAUUUAGUUCAUUCUCUGCGUCUCUCUUAAAUCCAUACUCUCUCAUUGUCCAAGGUCUCGUUUUUACUCGCCAGAAAUUACCAUGAUCAGUUCUCAGGAAGAGAGAAAAAAAGAAGAAAAGUCAAAUUUGUUUACUGAAUUAUUUUCUUUCCUAUUUUUAUUUAUCUGUAUUUAUUAUCAGCCAGAUUUCAGAAUAUUCUAGAUGAAAAUAUCGAUUUUUAAUUAAUGGUUUUUGUGUCCCAAGAAAUUUAAUAAUAGUAAAAUUGAAAAAAAACAGAGGACAUAUUUAGGUCAAGACAUUUUCCCCUUCAAUCCAUCCUUUUUAGUGGUUUUUUUUGGCUGGCGAAUCGCCAGCAAAAAACUCUCAUGCUGUUUUCGAUUUGUAUUUGUUUAAUAGGAUCAAAAAUGAUCAAUUUAGUAUGAAUAUUUCUAUUUUGAUCUUUAAAAUUAUAUUUUUUCUAGUUCAGAAAAAAGUUAUGCCGUGUAAAACUGGUCUAGAUUUUCAAUAAUAUUUUUCACAAUUUAGAAAUUUAAUCAAUCUUUGAUUAAAAAAUGUUUUAUUCUGAUUCCGUUAAAAUUCAAACUCCAAGAUCGGGAAAUUUUUGUCAAUUUGGUUUGAAAAAUGUUCAAAUUGAAAUUAUUCAAAAAUCCCUACUCUAGGAAAUUAAAGUUUUCAGUAAAAAAAAUUAAAUUUUGAAAUAAAAAAAUUUUUCACUAUUUUACAGUGUGUGUUUUAUGAAAAUAACUCUGAAUUUUUUCAAAUAAAAAAAGUCAGAACUUUUGGGAAGUCAAUUUGAUUGGGAACGUUGAAACCAGCAUUUUCCCGAAAUUGAACAAUUUCUUGAGUUCAAUGUAUCCAAAAAUUAAAUAAAAAUCUUAUGGGAUCUUCAAUUUUGUACUAAAAAAAAUGUGAAAGAAAUUUAAAAAGUUCCAAAUUUUUGCGCAAAUUUGAAUUUCUAAUUUUUCGUUAAUUUUUUUUUUCGGAGAUUGAGAAACCCAUAUUCAUUACAAAUCUCUUUUAAUUAUCCCUAAAAUACUAUAUUCUUCUUCUUCAUUUUCCUUAUAUUUUCCCCCGUCCAUCAGGUAAAAUGUAAUCAAGAAUUAAUCAAUCAGUCGUCUUCUUAUUCUUUUCUUCUCUAAUGGAGAAUCAAAAAAUAAAGGCAAAAAAAAAAGAAAACAGUUUGGGCGUAUCUUCUUCUUCUUCUUCUCUUUAUUUUUCUUGAUUUUGUUGUCUUUUUUUGGAGACACGCCCUUAUUGUAUUUGGACGUGUCGCAAAACAACACAAAAAUUACGAAACGAAAAAAGUUGGGCGAAAAUGAUGAUGAUUAGGUUGAGGGGGAAGAAGAUGAGAGAAUGGUAUCAGGCCAAUCAUCAAUUUCUAUCUUUUCAAAUAUGUUUUCUUCUUUUUUUGUCUGGUUAUUGUUUAUUGCGGUUUUUCUGAAAUUUUUUCUUGGAGGAACUUAUGAGAUCUUUAAAGUUAUAAAUACGUAGAGCGGAAAUUUCACUCAAAAUAAUGUGUUCUAAUAUUUUUUGAAUCUAUUAAUUCAGCCCAGUUGAAUUCUAAACAUGAGUAUUGUCGUGGCAAAGUUAAACUUGUUUUCUUCUUUUUUUAGAAACUAGAUUUUGAUGAGUGAGCCUAACUUUUGCGCUUUUUCAUAAUUUUCAUAUAUUUUUCAAAUUUUACAGAAUUUUUUAUCGAUUUUUUCAAUUUUUCCGAAAUCCCUCCCCAGAAAACUCACCAAUCGCUUCUAUUUCUCAAAUUUCGUCAAAUUCCCAUCGCAUAUCGCUUCAAAUUCAAUCAAUAAUCAUUCUCCUCACAUUUAAAAUAAUUUUUGACCCUGAAAACUCAAAAAUUUCAAUCGAAACAGUGUUUCUCUAGAAAAAACCCACCUUUUUUCAAUAAUCCUCGGAUUUUCCGUUGGAAUCGAUAAUUCCAGCCUUGUACAACAUCUAAAUAUUCAAUUUUCGACUGAAAUUCACAGAUUUUUUCCGGAAUCCUGAAAACCCAGCGAAAUUUACGAUAAAUAGCGAGAAACGCGAAAAAAAAAGAAAAAUGAAAAUAUUCUCGUGUUGCGCUAAACAGCGGGCAAGCGGAGUGUCGUUGUAAAAGUCAAUAAAUUCAAAAAAUUUUCUAUUUUUGUGUUGAAAAUAUGUAUUCAAGUUUUCUUUUUUGAUUUUUUCUCUAAUUUUUUGAUCUUUUUUUUCGAUUCAACAAGUUUCAAGCUUAGAUGAGUUAUGACGUGGCCGAAUAUUUAAAAAAAAAACUCAAAUUUUAUUGGAUCAAGUAAUUUUAAAAAUUGUAAUUUUUUUAGUUUUGGAAUUUUUUCAGAAAAAAAAAUGCAAAGACAGCUUUCAACUUUCUAAAAGUUAUUAUUCAAAUGAUUAAUUUUUAAAAAUAAAACUAUGAAACCCCAAUUCUGAACAAGAAUUCCACGCUUCUGUGUCUAGCCACAAAUUCUAUUGUUUUACUGAAUAAACAGACAAGGUUACACACCGAUCGAAAAUCAAACUGUACUCAAUAAAUCGAGAGUUGUGAUUUGUUGUGCAACCCUGGCAAAAUUUUAUGCUCUAGAAGAAGUGUGCCAGGGUUGCAAAAAUUUCGCAUUUUUAUAAAUACAGUAGCUCAGAGUUCGAAAUUUUUACACACUGUGAGACGCCGAUCAAAAAUCAAACUUUACCCAAAAAAAUAGGGUGUGUCAGUGUUUUCCCCAUAUUUUUCUUCAUUUCAUUUCAAAAAAUAAGUUUGGUUUCCCAUGCAAUACAUAUUUUUCUGUUUUGUUUUGUAUCUAUCUCUUUUCCCUGUACUAAUUGCGCAAUUACACCACAUUUUAUAGGAUUUUUCUUUUGCCCGCAUUUUUCUAGUUGUUUUUUUCUCUCUUCCAAUUUUCCAUUUCCAUUUCCAUUUUCCCGAUUCCUUUUGUUACUUUGUAUGACUCAUGUUAAAGAAAUUGUAUUCUUAUUAUACCAUGUUUCUUAAAAGUUGCCAUUUUCUUGAAACAUUUCGUAACUUUUCUCCUUUUUUGCCGAGCUCCUAGGAAAAACCUGUACAUUUUUUGGCAUGGUUUUUGGAGGGAAAACUUUUGCCUGCCGCCCUUCACAAUGCCUAAAUACAAACACAAAUAUACGAAAUUCUUGCAUGUUGCGCUAAGUGAAAUAUCGUAUGAAAUUGAGAGAGUUCAAAGAAAUAGGUAUUCAUGAAAAGUCACUUUUUGUGGAGGAAAAAAGAAUGAUUAACACUUUUGCCCUAACUUGUUUGCCAGGUUUUUGGCUAAACUUUUGAAAUGAAUUUUUUUUCCAAAUAUUUUGAUUUUGGAAAAAAAUCCGAGUUUCUAUUUCUAUUUUUGGUUAAAUUUUGAUAAGUUUUUUUUCGUAAUGUAUUUUUUCUCUUGAGAAAUAUUUGCUUCGGUUAAAAAAGUUGUCUGAAAAAAUCUGAAAUUUCUUCUAAAAUAUCAUCUCCUACUCAAGUAGUUUACCAGCCCGAAAACUUUAGACCUCAAAUUUUUUUUGAAACUAUUUUUCUGGUAGAUCAAAUAUUGUUUGCGGGAAUUUUUGGACAAUAAAAACACACGUUGUGAUUUUCCAAGCCCCUUGAAAAUGCCAAUAAUUUUUGAAAAAAAAUCCAAUUUUUUCCAAUAAAUAAAAUGUAUUGUUCGAUUUUUUCUAUGUAAAAAUAAAAAAAAAUGUUCCAGUCUUUUUGAUGUAAACAAAUAUUUAAUUAAUUUUGUCGAGUUCAUCCAACCGCCUCUUCAAAAAAUCAACCUGUUCAAAAAGUUCUUGAUAUUAGUUUAUAUAUUUUGUUUAGAAAUUAUCACUAAUCACAAUCAAUUAUAAUUCAAAUCGUUUUUUGAUUGUCUUUCUUCCUCUCUCACUCACUCACUCUUCUUCCCGUCUCACUUUUUUCUUAUGGGUUUUGAUUUGAUUGAAAACCAGAAUUUAUCACUUUUACACUAAUUUAUAUAAUAUUUUGUCGUUUUUUACAGCCGUUGCCACCACAAGUGUCGAAGUUUUCAUUCGCCCGCUUGAAGUUACUGUACCCGCUGAUUUUAUCUAUACAACAACUUCAACAACACCCGCCGCGCCUGCUUCUGAGAAUCCAGGUACGGUGUUUUUUUUGAGCGGGAAAGUUUGAUGCUCGAAUUUUGAAAAUUAUUUUUGUAGAAUUUUUUGAGAACAAACUUUUUAAAGGAUUUUUUCUGAUGAAAAAUAUUUGAUACUGUCUUUUUUUGUUUGUGAGGUAAUUAAAAAUGAAAAUUUUUGAAUUUUGAAAAAUUAAUUUUUGCGUGAAAUUUUUCACACGUGUGAAAUGUUCUUUCUUUCAUUUUUUUUGAAAAUUUCAGUUAUUUAUGAUUUUGAAUCUUUUGCAAAAACGUUUUUUCGUUGAAAAAUUGUGAGUUGAAAUAAUUUUUGGGUGUGAAUUUUGAAUUUUAAAAAAUUUUUGGGAAAUUAAUAUUUUUUGAACAAUUCGAAAUUUCUCUUAUUUUCCCAAGUUUUCCAAAUCCCCCUCACAAAUACCCAUUUUUCUAGAUCAACCGCGUACAUUUUGGUCAACAAUGACAUCUCGAAUUGAAACAGAAACAUCAAUCAAAAGAUGGUCAAUUCCGCCAGUGACAACUGUUGAAGGAAAUCCACCAGGACCGGUUAGUAGCAUUUUUUGACUUUUUUGGGGGAAAAUAAUACCUAUUCAACUUAUUUUCAAGUGAUUUAAAAACAUUGCCUAGAGUAGGUUGCUCUAUUCUGACUAAAUUUUAGACGAGCGUGAUUCUGAAAGCCCACUCGGAAAAAAUUCCCUGUCUGUCAAAUAGAAAAAUAGUUUUUAUGGGUUGGGUUGGUUUUGGUUGCAUAAUAUAUUUUUAUUUUAUUUCAUUUCAAAAAAAUGGCCACACCUUUUGAUAUCAACCACACCCUUUUACCCUUUUUUCGAGAUUUUUUAACUUUGAAUAACUUUUUUUUGGUCAACCUGUUUUUUCCUGAAUAGAGUAGAGUAACUACAAUUUUCAGUCAGAAAAUUUGAAUUUCAGAAAAUUCAUUUCAGUGUUUUGAAAAAUUCGUGAGUUAGCCUAACUCAAUUUGCAAAAAUUUUUUCUCAACCAGUUUUUUUUCCUGAAUUUACUCCUCUACACCAAUUUUCCUUUUUUUCCGUCCAAGUAAAAGUGAAAAAAAUAGUAUACUAGUGAAAACUGGUAUCUUUUUUGUGUUUGUAUUUUUUUUCAAAAAAAAAAACAUUUUCAUUUUUUGUUGAAAAUGCAAAAAAUUUACCGAAAAUUUUCGCAUAAAAAACCAGAACCAGAAUUUCGCCAAAUUUUUUGUCUGAUUUUUUUACGAGAUUAAUUUUUUCGUUAUUCAAUUCUCAUCUCUUCUCUAUGACCUAAUUCGUUUUUUUCUUCGUGAUUUUUGAAUUUUUGAAAUUCUAGUGAGAACAUAAAAUGGUGGAAAUUGGUGCGAAACCGGCAAAAAGGAUAUCAUCACAACUGCUCGAAAAAUUGCGAAUUUUUGUAAUACAAAAACCCAGCCUAAUCUUAAAUAAUUAAUUAAUCCUAAUUAAUUUCAGGAAGAUCAUCCAUCUACAAAACAAGGAAGUGAGCAUGAAGGGCGAGUGAUUGGAAUUACUCCAAAUUAUAAAAUUGGAGAAGGAGUUCCAGUAAGUCUUGGGAAGGGAGACCGGGUCCAUUUUUGAAAAAAAUUGAAAUUAAAAAUGUUAUUUUCCAGAAACAAGAACUGAAUUUGGGAAAAUCUGGAUUUUUGCCAAAUGGAACUGGAGACUACAAAGUCAGCACACUUCAAGAAACCUAUAAACAAACAUUUAUUGAUCCAAAGGUAAGUAUGAGCAAUCUUUAUUCAGUAAGGGGGAAAAAGUACAUUUGAAAAUAAGUGAAGAAAAGCAAUUAUGUAUGUAUGUUCAUGUUUAUGUUUGA
Caenorhabditis angaria is the source of this 6332-nucleotide messenger RNA. Lineage: Eukaryota; Metazoa; Nematoda; Chromadorea; Rhabditida; Rhabditidae. The record is from the annotation of a GenBank genome assembly.